Messenger RNA from Pelagomonas calceolata, 966 nucleotides. The record is from the annotation of a GenBank genome assembly. Lineage: Eukaryota; Pelagophyceae; Pelagomonadales; Pelagomonadaceae.
UUUAUCUCCCAGGCCGAGAAGGUCAAAGCCGGUCCAACUUGCGGUUCAAUCGCAGCGAUCGCGAGCUACUGGGUCGACGCGCCGGCAGUGGGCGCGUCACCGCUGUUCGCCGCAAAGAUCAUCGACGCGACAGCCGCGAACCAUCGGGCGGUGGCCGCCGCGAGCGGCGUCCGCUACGUCCGCGGCACCGCGGGCCACCCGCGCUGCGGCAAGAUGCGGUUCGUUAGCGAUACGCUCGCGAAGCUAGAAGAAGGAGAGUGGCUCCUGUUCCUCGACGGCGACGCGGCGCUCAGCUGCGGCGCGUGGUCGGCGUUUACGCGCACGGCCUGUCGUCGGUCCUCGCCACAAGCUGGGUACCGCCUCGCCGAGCCGCUUUCGUUGAUUGCGGGCUCGAAGUACGGCGUGUUCCUGGUUAGGAAUGACGCGUGGGCGCGGGAAUACCUCGACCGCUUCGCGACUGCGCUCGAAGCGAGGCCGCUCCUCUGCGCGACGUCGACGUUUCCCGAGAACGCGGUGGCCGCGUCGGUGACGACGGAGCGCGACCGCUGCCAUUACGCAAGGGUCGCGUCCCUGCUGGAUCACGCGCCCCACCUCGUCUCCGUCGAAGCAAAGCGCGACCCCGACGCCGUCGAGCGCUUCGUCGCCGGCGUGCGCAACGCGACGGCCUGCUGGACGCGCCACCGGGCACGCCAUCGAGCGGCCGUCCUCGACCGCGGGCGCGCCAUCCUCAAGCCCGGGAUCGCGCCCAAACCCUUCGUGCCGAUCCGGUACGAGCCCGAAGGAUCUACUACGGUUGCCGCGAGGACCCCCCGCCGCGCGAACGCGAAGGAGCUUCGCCGGGCGUACGAACGCGCCCGCCAAGAGCUCAAGACCAUCGAGCUCGAGGCGCGGCCGAAGAGCGAUCGGAAGCCAGACCUCCACGCCAUCGAGCAGGCACAGCUACGGAGAGAACGACGGAAUGAAUAA